AUUUCAGAAUGAAGAUACUGCUCUUACUUUUCUUUGCUGCAUGCAUCAGUGCUGGCGCGUCCGACAGCUUCAGCGAGACAAUCAAAAGAGCUCUUGGUAGAAUUAAAACGACACUGAACAAGGAUCGCCUUCUGGCAAUUCGGGAAAGAAUGCGUGCAAUGAAAGAAAAGAUUAAAAAGGAGCUUGAACUAACUCCACAACAAAGAGCUGCUUUAGACCAAAGGUUGCAGAAGCUUGUGGCUGUGAGCAAAGUCCAUCCGAUAGAAUUUGACAAUACAAUAGACAAAAUAAACCAGAGGAAUGGAAUAUGGAAUUUACUGUACCAGGGCGACAUUGUGCUGACCGAGCGACAGGCCAACGAGAUUGUGGAAGAAAGAGAAAGACGCGACAGAAAAGAAAGACAAGCGUACAGAGACGAGUACUACCCUGAAUAUCUCUGGACUAAUGGAACCGUCUAUUACUCAUUCUUCAAUGCAACUCAAAGUGUACAGGGUUUAUUCAAGAAAGGAGCGUUGGAGUGGCAGAAUUAUACAUGUCUCAACUUUUUUGAGAAGCCUGAUGCAAAAGAACGCAUUGAGGUGAUAAUUGAGGAGGGUUGCUGGUCGUAUGUAGGCAAUAUACAUGAGGUGCAAUCGCUCUCCUUAGGUUACGGAUGCGAGACGAUAGGCACUGCUGCACACGAAAUAGGCCACGCUUUGGGUUUCUUUCACACGCAUUCAAGACACGAUCGUAAUCGAUACAUUCAAAUUGACACAAGAAAUAUCCAGUCUACAAUGCUUGACCAAUUCCAAAAAGAGACUAGGAGAACAAAUUAUAAUUACGGCUUACCUUACGACUACGGUAGUGUAAUGCACUACGGAUCAAAGAGUUUCUCUUCUAAUGGAAAUGAUACGAUGGUGCCUUUCAACGAAAAAUACACUGACACGAUAGGAUCACCAUUUGUUUCCUUCUAUGAACUGCUCAUGAUGAAUAUUCACUACAGUUGUUUCGAUAAAUGCAAGCAUAAGCAUACGACGGUGAGGUGCCAUAUGGGUGGUUUCCCAAAUCCUCGCGAUUGUUCAAAGUGUGUUUGUCCGGGAGGGUAUGGAGGCAGGUUCUGCAACGAAAGGCCAAAAGGAUGCGGAAAAAUUCUCUAUGCCAAAUCUAACGAACAGCUGUUUGUGGAUGUUGUUGGCGACCCUGCAGUAACUGAAGUGGCAAACGAUGAAUAUCUGAAAUGUCAUUACUGGAUACAGGCUCCAAGAGGAAGAAGAGUUGAGAUUCAGUUCGGAAACUUUACGGAUGGUCUUGCCACUGAUGGAUGCUACUGGGCAGGCGUGGAAUUGAAAAUGCAGAGAGAUCAACGUUUAACAGGAUUUAGAUUGUGCUCUCCUGCUUAUGCUGGGAAGAUCUACAGGUCUGAAGGCGGCAUGGUACCUGUCAUUACAUACAGCAGGGUUUGGGAGGUCGAGACCAUUUUGCAAUACCGUAUGAUCUAAAGGACUCCACAGCGACGAAUGCAAGGCCCACUUCCUCCAUCUAAGGCGAC
Cylicocyclus nassatus is the source of this 1528-nucleotide messenger RNA. The record is from the annotation of a GenBank genome assembly. NCBI's taxonomy places the organism in Eukaryota, Metazoa, Nematoda, Chromadorea, Rhabditida, Strongylidae.